AUGGGAUGUGAUUUUCAUCAGCCUAGCGUACACACACACACACACGACUUACGACUUGCCAAUCAUCCCGAAAAAUCCCCACUUUUUCUCCAUCUUCCACUCCUUUCUCUUCCUCCUUGUCGUUCUCCUUUUCCUGCUCACUUCUACGAUAUUGCAUCAUUCCGACUUGGUCAACGUGAUGUCAAUCCGAGAAUUUGUGCCGCUGUCACUACUUCCGACAAGCGCUGUCACAAGCGCAGCGAGAGAAAGAGAAGAGACAAUUUCUAG
Molecule: messenger RNA, 267 nt
Organism: Rodentolepis nana
Lineage: Eukaryota; Metazoa; Platyhelminthes; Cestoda; Cyclophyllidea; Hymenolepididae
Source: the annotation of a GenBank genome assembly